Messenger RNA from Panicum hallii, 889 nucleotides. RefSeq names its product cell number regulator 1. NCBI's taxonomy places the organism in Eukaryota, Viridiplantae, Streptophyta, Magnoliopsida, Poales, Poaceae. The coding region runs from base 109 to 666 and encodes 185 amino acids. The record is from RefSeq and is a predicted model, not a curated record. The transcript has 4 exons.
CCUGGGGCCUGUCUGCCUGGCGUCGUGGAGAGAAUCAUUAAAAGCGGAACCAGGUCCUGCCUUGUGCGUCGCCCCUCGCGCAUAAACAACAGGUCGUACUCCCAAGCAAUGUAUCCCUCGGCCCCGCCGGACGCGUAUAACAAGUUCAACACCGGAGCUCCGCCAACGGCGCCGCCGCCGGCAGCGUACCAGCAGCACGGGGCCGUGAACAUGAACCCCUCACGCCCCGGCGCCGCGCUGCGGACAUGGUCCACCGGCCUCUUCCACUGCAUGGACGACCCGGGGAACUGUCUCAUCACAUGCCUGUGCCCCUGCAUCACGUUCGGGCAGAUCGCUGACAUCGUGGACAAAGGCACUUGCUCUUGUAUUGCGAGUGGACUGAUCUAUGGGCUCAUCUGCGCGUCGACGGGGAUGGGUUGCCUCUACUCGUGCCUCUACCGGUCCAGGCUGAGGGCCGAGUACGACCUGGAGGAAGGGGAGUGCCCCGACUUCCUGGUCCACUGCUGCUGCGAGCACCUGGCGCUCUGCCAGGAGUACCGCGAGCUCAAGAACCGCGGCUUCGACCUGGGGAUCGGUUGGGAUGCCAACAUGGACCGGCAGAGGCGAGGCGUUGCCAGCGGCACGGUGAUGGGGGCGCCGGCCACGCCGCUCGGCAUGAUUAGAUAGGCGAUGGUUCUGAAAUGGCGAUGCUUUGCUCCCAUGGUCCUUCGUGUUGCUAUCCUGUUAAUAUUUUUUUUCUCGUCUUGCGAGUGGAUAUCAGAAUGCAUGUAUUUCUUUUAUUUUAUUUUUCUUAUCGCAGAGUGACUGUAUUUAAGAUUUUAAGCUGGGUGUGUAUUGCGCUACUUAGUACUCCCUCUGUUUUAAAAUGCAGUUCGUUUUGACUUUUCUA